This is a messenger RNA of Thalassophryne amazonica, 1294 nucleotides long. Its product is annotated as T-cell surface glycoprotein CD8 alpha chain-like. NCBI's taxonomy places the organism in Eukaryota, Metazoa, Chordata, Actinopteri, Batrachoidiformes, Batrachoididae. The transcript has 6 exons. Bases 221 to 859 code for a protein of 212 amino acids. The record is from RefSeq and is a predicted model, not a curated record.
ACCAGAAGCUGAUGUGCACAUCAGGGGGGGCUCCACUUCAAACAUCUUGCAGACCAAAGCUGUGCUGCAUGACUUCUCUGCAACACUCAGCUGCAAUGAUCCCAUUCGACAGAGUCGAGAAGAAGGUUACAGGUGGGGCGUGGUGUGAUAUCAAACCGAAUCAUCUCCUACAAACACCACAGAGACGUGUUCAGCAGCCAUCAGCGUCUGCGCGACUAAAAUGGACCAAAAGUGGAUUCAGUCACUCUUGAUUCUGGUGUUUUGUCAACAAAUGGUUUCACUUUCUGAUGAAGCGAAAACGAUAAAAGAAGGUCAGUCGGCUGAUGUACGCUGCUCUCCUGGCACACAAGGUGCUGUGGUGAUAUGGUUUCGAGUACUGGACGUGUCUGGUAUGCAGUACAUUGGCUCUUUCACCCACACAGGCUUCAUGAAACAAAUGGCACCAUCCCUCGAGUCCGUCUUUAAAUAUGACAGGGUGAGAGAAAAUAUUUUAACAGUGAAUUCCUUCAACAAAACCCGUGACAGUGGCUUAUACUGCUGUGCAUCGGUAGUUCGAAAUAUCGAGCUCAGGUUUGGUCCAAUAACCCGACUUGUUCCAGAAAAAGUAAAAGCUACAAGACACACGCCGACAGCCGUUACCAAAUUAAAUCUACUGACAACCAGAGCAGCGUGCAGCUGUGAGGACGACAAAACCACUGGAGCGGAGUGCAGUCUGGUUGUUCUGGGCCCGCUGGCUGGAGGCUGCGGCCUUCUACUUCUCAUCCUCAUCAUCACCAUCAUGUACUGCAACCGAAUAAGGACACGGAGAUGUCCACACCACUACAAAAGAAAGCCACGGCCAAAUGUUCCGGCAAAAUAACCGACACAUUUAAAUGCUGCCGUUUCGACAGUGUUUUCUAAAUACAAAAGUCCAGUCAAAUCUGAGAAUAAUUUGCUUCUGUUUUUAUUUUUUAAAUUGUACAACAGAAAGCUUGGUUUAAUGAUUCAGUGCAAACUGUUCAUGUUUUAUAGCCACAUACUGUUUCGUGGCUGACAAUUUGAUGUUUUUGUGUUCAGUACAGACUCUUACAGUUUGAUAAUAUGCAUAUUUAAAUAAAGGAUUUUUAAACCUGUACGAAUAUUAAAAUCAACUUUCUGUAAUAAUUUCCAGAGUGAAAUUGAACUAAAUAUUUGUGCAUAUGUAAUUUCACAUCAUAUUUAUGUAAAUAACUUGCAUUUUUAUACGUACAAUGUGCAUGUCACUUAAAAUUCUGGAUACUGUUUAUUUGUUGUUCUUUCAUUUUGUAAUCCUCCC